GCUGAGAGCCGUGGGUGUGCAAAUACUCCUUUUUUGUAGCGAUGGGCUACCUUACAAUCUGCCACAUCAGUCGAAUCUACAUCUUCCACUACGGAAUUCUCACUACAGAUUUUUCUGGGCCUCUGAUGAUUGUUACUCAGAAGAUCACAACCUUGGCAUUCCAAGUUCAUGACGGAUUAGGUCGAAGGGCUGCAGAUCUUUCCAGCGAACAACAUCGACUUGCUGUAAAAGCAAAACCCUCCUUUUUGGAAUAUGUGAGCUACCUUCUCAACUUCAUGAGUAUCAUAGCAGGCCCUUGUAACAAUUUCAAGGAUUAUAUAGCCUUCAUUGAGGGGAGACACACACACAUGAAGUUGCUGGAAGUCAACUGGAAGGAAAAAGGCUUCCACAGUCUGCCAGAACCUUCUCCCACUGGAGCCGUGAUGCACAAGCUGUGCAUGACCUUGGCAUCUCUCCUUUUGUUUCUGACGCUGACGAAGACCUUCCCUGUCACCUCCCUGGCUGACGACUGGUUUGUUCAUGAAGCAAACUUUCUGACCCGACUCUGCUAUUUAUACGUUGUCAUGCAAGCCUCCAAGCCCAAGUAUUACUUUGCCUGGACAUUAGCUGAUGCAGUGAAUAAUGCAGCUGGCUUUGGGUUCAGCGGAGUGGAUAAGAAUGGAAAUUUCUCUUGGGAUCUGCUUUCUAACCUAAACAUCUGGAAAAUUGAGACUGCCACAAGUUUCAAAAUGUACGUAGAGAACUGGAAUAUUCAGACAGCUACUUGGCUAAAGCGCGUGUGCUACGAGCGGGUUCCCUGGUACCCCACAGUGCUGACCUUCAUCCUGUCUGCAUUAUGGCACGGUGUCUACCCUGGGUACUACUUCACUUUCUUAACUGGAAUCCUUGUCACUCUAGCAGCCAGAACGGUGAGGAAAAACUACAGACAUUACUUCCUUUCUUCAAAAGCCCUCAAGGUUGCUUAUGACAUAGUCACCUGGGCUGCUACUCAGCUGGCCGUCUCUUACACGGUGGCCCCCUUCGUUAUGCUGGCCGUGGAACCCACCAUCAGCUUGUACAAGUCUAUGUACUUUUACUUACACAUCAUCAGUCUCCUGAUCAUUCUAUUCCUGCCAAUCAAAUCGCAAGCUCAUAAUCAAAGGCGGCCUCAGACUCUGAACUCUGUUAAUAAGAAAAAAAUGGAUUGAUACCUCCACCAAAAAAAAAAAAAAUGCUGAACACUUAAGACUGCAAAUCAUUGGACAAAGACUCCACAGUUCUCCAGUGACUUAGAGGCGAUGUUUACAUGCAUUUUUUUUUCUUGUUUUUGUUUUUCAUGUGCAGGGAGUAUUUUUGUAAGCCUUUUUGUACCAUUAAAUCAGCUAUGCCCAGUUGAUUUAAUAUUUUAUAGGACAUUUGAGUGGCAUGGAGGUAUGUGGAGAAAGUGCCAGAACGUGCAGAGACAGUGCAUUCUGGGCAUCUGGGUUUUUGUUUCUCUGGCAUGAUCUCCAGCCACUGAAAUCUGAAUAUUGGGAACCUGAGUGUCUGCUCCUAAAGUGAGAAGGGGAAGCUGAGAUGACUUGUCUUCCAUAAUACACCCAAGAUGGCUGUGCCUUGGGAAGCCCCCAGUCCUUUGACUGGUGACAUUACUGUUCUCAAACACAUUAACUACACUCAGAAGACUUCUGGGGAGGGACUGUGUGAAGGGAGGCCUACAGAAUACUGAAAAGUCGAUGAGCCAAGAUCACCAACCGUGGAUGGACACCUGUAUGGACUUGAAGUCAGGCAUGUGCCCUGAAGGUGGCUGUGUCCCCCCCCCUCCACACACACCCCCCAACGAGGGAUGUAACCCUUCUUUCUUCUGCAAUGAGCCAAGAUUGAAAAUCAGCAAGUCUCCUGUCAGGUACAAAGAGGUCUCAGAGGGGUUACUGUUCCCCAUUGCACAAGUACAUGCCUUCCACUUACCCACACGUGGUCCUGAGAAAACACCCAAAUUUCACACUAUGAAGGCAGGAGGAUACCUUUUUAUAAUUUUUUAAAAAAUAAAGUUACAUUGAAGUUUGGGAAGAAGAGGCAGACAUUUCUCUUCUCUUCCCUCACAUCUUGGGAGUGUUCAUGAUCAUGGCCAUGGUGUUCCCUUGGGCUGGUUUCCAUUUUUCAGUUUCAUAGCUGAUUAAAUUUGACAUUAUUUGAGUUGAAUCAUCCUGCCUGAAAGCGGAAAUUGAAAAACGGUUUUCUUUCCUGUCUUUGUCAUGAAUGUGCUGUGGCUCCUUUGGGAAACUUCUAUGGGGUGAUAUUCUAUGUGGGAAAAGGAAAUGUGGUAUUAAAUGCUAUGGAAAAUAACAAUAAUGACAAUAAAACAUGCUAUCGUGUUGUAUUUUCAAUCAAAAACCUUGGGAGGAGAGGACUUAUUCAAAUAAGAGAGUAAAAAGUUAGUUUCUUACUAAAUGAAUACUGUGUUUCUAUAUAAAGGAAAUAUUUCUGAAAAGCA
Molecule: messenger RNA, 2470 nt
Organism: Odocoileus virginianus texanus
Lineage: Eukaryota; Metazoa; Chordata; Mammalia; Artiodactyla; Cervidae
Source: RefSeq, a predicted model, not a curated record